ACGGUGUUAGUAGGCACAUCCGGGCACCGCGGAGUCAGCAUUGGUCGGUUAAAUUUCCCAGCGAACGAAGUUGGUAGGAAUUCAUAUUAUAUUGAGAUAUUGAUAAAUAGCUCGGGGUUCGUGCUUGUGACUUGUACCGAAAUUAGGCGUUGUUAGAUGUGAAAAAUGGUGAUUAAUGGAGAAUAAUUUUAUACCAAAUAGUUGUAGGUGAAUUUAACAUACUGAAAAUAAAGUAUAAAUAAGAGUGUGGUUGGGUGUGACGGAUUAUAUUGUAUAAAUUAUACAAUAGUUGUGUCGUGUUGCGUAGUGGUUCAGUCUUUGAUUAUUCGUGGAUUACUCGAGCCAGCCAGCUAGCCGUGUGUGCAGAGAGAAGAGCUUGGGGAACAGCGUGAAACAUUUUUUGCUCCGCCAUUGUAUGUUCCUGCGCGAUAUAAUAUAGUGUUUCGGGGUGUGGAAGAAUCGAAGCUAUAACGUUAGCGUGGGAUAGUAAACGAGCCACCAAGCUAUGCUUGCAUAUUAUUAUGCAAUACACACGCAGCUUCGGUGGCUUUGGUGACGACGACGGCGCGGGAUGUUUUUAUCUUUGUUUUCCCACCCCUUGAAAAAUGCCUCUGUUUCUGUUCCGCAUCGCCUAAUCACGUGGGAGUGCGUCAGAGUAUCUUGUAUUCCCGGUGCCCCGACCCGAGGAACCACCGACAUUUAACCAACCCAAGAAAAAACCGCGUAGUGAGUUUGUGAGUUGAUACAAUGUGUCCCUGCAAGUACUACGUUUCUGUUUCCUAAAUGAAAUCUCAUUUAUUGCUCUGCAGGUACUACAAAGGAUGUUACACCGAUAGCGAUACCUUUUUCCCAACUACCCAGUGAUUGAAUAUCCCUUACUCAUGAAGAGAACAUUGUGUCGUUAUUCCUACGGGAACAACUCGGGGACUUAACGAGUGACUAUUGAACUACGCAGAGUAACUGGCAAGAACUGACUCAGGAUAAGGAGCAAAUACUUAGAUAUAUUGACUGUACAAACAAGAAGAAAAAAACAAGCAACAAAGAUUGGCGGAAUGAAUGAAUGGGAGUAAGCGCAGUCCACGAGGAGAGCAGGCGCAGGUGGGAGCCUCUGGAUGUGGAGGCUGCAGCAGUGGCAUCGUCAGUGGCAGUGAUGGCCCCUGCUCUGACAGAAGGUGGUCCUCAAAAGCCUGAGAAUUUGCUUACUCCUCUACCAAGCAGUGGAUUCCUAUCUCCUUCGCAGGCCUCGCAAGUCUGUCAGAACCGUCAAGUGCUAGCCAAGUUUGUAGUGUCUGCCAAUGUUCAACCCUCCAAAAUUGAUGAGCAGUGCCUGAGAGGGAUUUCUAAGGAACUGAUUCGUGAUGUUAUCAAUUCGAGAUACGCCAACGGCCUGGAUACAUUGUCUGCAUUUUCAAAUAAACCUAACUUGAUCAGUCGAAAAGACUUAGAAGCAGAAAUUGAACACAAAAGCGAAUUACCGGUUGUCUUGGACAGCCUGAAUCAAAAGGUCACUGACAUUAUAAUGAACGACCCAUCUAUGGGUGAUCAACAGGAUAAUAUGGGUUUCUUAAAGUCAAAUAUAGACGCGCCUCUAGCGGCCCCAGAAAAUAUGAGCAACGACAAAACCCUUGACGUUGAGCAAAUGAUGAACUUGAGUGCAGUUAUGCCAAGUGAAAAUGAACAAUGUAGCUCGAGUAGUGUUGGUGAUAUAGGACAAAAUGUAGAGGAGAUUUUGCAAGUGAUCAAAUCUAUGGAAGGAGCUGAAAAUGUUGAGAGUAUACCUGGAGGAAGUCAUGAGCCUGCACCAAGUGGCGCAGAUAGUGUCGAAAUGUUUCCAAUCCCCGAAGGAUUUUCUCCAUUUGAGAGAGAUCUGCUUAACGACGUUGACGUCAUGAGCCUUUGUAAUGAAAAUAUGAACAUUGACGCAGUUGAACAACAGAAGUGUAAUAGUCUCCGAGCCCAACAAGAUGCUGUAGCUCAAAAACAAUUUGAAAGUGAGAGGAGAUGCGCAUUUUUGUUGCGUAGACUUAGGAAGCUUCAAGCUAGAAUUGUUGGUCGGCAUGCAGCAGAAGAAAACACAGGAGUUCUGGAAUCAGCGCAUCAUGGAGUGAAGAAAUAUUUUUUCCAAGAGUUAGCUAACAUUAGUUCAAAGUCCUCAGGUAGAAACUUUCCCGAGAUUAGUAGUAGCCUUAAUUCAUUUUUGCAAAAACUUGAAAAGACUUCCGUUGCCCAAAGUAAUGGGGUCAAUCGACAGCGUGUUUAUUGUCGAUAUUUCGGUGGGGGAUCACGUGAUAAUUUAGGCCCUCCGCCUAGCAGUACCACUAAUCGACAUCCGGUGUUUUGUACACCCCAAGUAAAAAUUCCUAAAAAUGAGGUUGAAAAUGUUGUCGGACCAUUGGCCAGCCAUUUGCGUACCAUUGAAUCCAAACUAGACUCCGACUGUACUGCUUCUAGUAGCGGUGGAGAAAGCUGUGACGAGAUGCAGACUUUUAAUAAUCCUCAUCAGCAGCGACUACCCAUAUCGAAAAGAGCAGCUUGGCGAUAUGCUCAGGAUCGCGCUGGUGUGGCAUCAAGAUGGACUUGGCUUCAGGCACAAAUAUCGGAUCUGGAAUAUAGAAUUCGACAACAUAAUGACCUACAGCGUCAUAUCAGAGCAACCAAAGGCAUGGUUAAACUUGAAAAUAAUGAAACCGUGAAUGGUUACAGCGGCAUUUUGCCAGGAUCCACAGGACGGUGCACCGCACCAGAAAUUGAACCUACCGCGAGUAGAACAAAACCGUUCAUGUGGAGUCAUUACAGAAAACGAAAGUUACUACAAGUUGAUAGAUUACAUGAAGUUUCGAAAAGAGCGGCAAAGGCUUCAACUGUAAGAUGUGAUUGUGAUCAUGUUUUACCAGCAUGUGCAUUGUGUACAGGCCGACAGGAUCCAACACAACCUCAAGAACCAUUCGAACAGCUGUCUAUUCAACAACGAGUCGCGCUUAUUGACCCUGGUUUUCAUUCAGUUUUAUCAUUUUCUGAUGAAAUUUUACAUAGUAGUCACCUAGAGGCUAUAAUGAAAUCUGUGGAAUGGCAACAGAAAAUGUUGAGAGGUAAUAUGCGGACGCCUCGAAUCAAGGAUAAAGAUCAUAUUGAGAGGCGAAACAAGAAGCUGCCUGAGCACAGGGCCAAAUAUACUGCUCGUCUUAAAAAAUCAUCAUCUAGUAUCCUCACUGCAAGAAUAAAGAGAAAGAUGUUGAAGGGAAAAAGAAAUAGGCUCACCAUAGAGAGAAGUCUACAUGGUAUAACGAGAAAAAAGGUAACCAAAUUACCACCAGCUGAAGACAACGAUGAUAUUGGCCCUCAUUCAGGCUCCAGUAAACAUUCUUCUCCAGUGCCUUCGCCUUUACAGCACACUGUUACUGUGGAAAAAAAUCCUCCCAAAGAGAAAUCCUCUAAUGCCCAUGGGCGACUACGGCAGAAUUCAUACGACAUUGAUAACAUUGUGAUACCAUACAGUGUAGCAGCGGCAACUAGGUUGGAGAAGUUGCAGUACAAGGAAAUACUCACACCAAAGUGGAGGCUGUGUGAAGAUCCCACAAAGAUUGAAGUGAAAAAUGGUAUCAUGCAUAGGCCUAGUCAAGAAAGUGAUGUUGAAGAUGUGACAGAUGAAACGAUCGCCCUCAGGCACGAGCGAAGUGAACGAGAAGAAAACAAACGAUUUAUGACGUAUGUAAACAUGCCUCCACAGGCUCGCUUACGUCAUACGCGUCGUGCUGAUAGUCGAGCGGAUAGUGGAGCAAAUACGCCAGAUCCUAUGUCGCCUCAACCAAGUGAAUUUGGUGGUGACGUAGUAUCACCGAUAACAUCGCCUCCUGCCACACCUUUAAAUCCACAGGACAGUGACAACCAACAACAAUUCUCGGAAGUGCAUCGUUCUUCCGCAUUGCAAAACUCAUUCCGCCGUCGUACUAUCUCUGCUUCAAGACCCAGCCGAGAUGAAAUUGGUGGCGUUUUACCCGAAGAUGACAAUGAGAUUAUGUUGACACAGGUCAUACCAUAUGAGCCUCGGACAUUCCCUCUAACAGAAGACACAUAUGAUAAAAUGAUCGAAGUUAUGCCAGAUGGCCACUGGCAAGCAUCGUCGGCAUCAUUGUGCUCAAGAGAUGAAGAGAAAGGGGAAGAGGAUCCCAUUGCACCAAAGUGUAUUGUUUCGUUACAAUCGCAGGAAGCAGAAGUGGAUACUCCGGAAUCUGAUUCAACCGAAUCAGCAUAUUGCGACGUAGAGGGUGAGGAUCCAAAUGAUCCCGAAUGGACAGUAGCUGACGAUAGAGACACUGAAAAAGAGAGAAUUCGCCCUACGGCCAAAAGAUAGGGAACUUAAACGAGUAUUGACAACUGUCGAAUAAAUAAACAGACACACAAACAGACAAAAAAACAGAAACCAUUUGAACCAUUGUUACUAUACGCAGAAGCUACCUGUCAAUUGUUAUACAUACCGUUCGGUAAUGUGACAUGCACCUUAAGUUUAUGGUAUUAUGAAUCUGUAAAGUGUAUUAUAAAUAUAAAUUUUAUAACUUCAUUCUGCUUAUUAAUGGAAAAAAACCUUGAUUAAUCGCUUACUGAAAAUAAUGUCACUGUACUAAUUUGUACGCGACCAAAGCAUUUAGAUUCUAUGAGCAAAUGUCUUCUUGCUUGGUGUGGUGUAUUAGGCAUAAAAGAAUAAAUGAAAAAAAAACCUUGUAACUCCUGUCAGUUCAAGGGCAGUAAAUAACAUUGAUAGUUGCGAUUAGAAUCUCAUCACACAAUAUUAAAAUAAAUUUUGUACAAAAAUGUAUUUAUAUUUGACAUAAUUAAUUGCCUAAAAUAAAAGUGCCAAUUAAAACGUU
Molecule: messenger RNA, 4865 nt
Organism: Athalia rosae (coleseed sawfly)
Lineage: Eukaryota; Metazoa; Arthropoda; Insecta; Hymenoptera; Athaliidae
Gene: nsl1
Product: KAT8 regulatory NSL complex subunit 1
Exons: 10
Coding region: 1061-4351 (1096 amino acids)
Cellular component (GO): NSL complex
Molecular function (GO): histone acetyltransferase binding
Source: RefSeq, a predicted model, not a curated record